Lycium ferocissimum is the source of this 582-nucleotide messenger RNA. RefSeq lists its product as uncharacterized. The coding region runs from base 151 to 582 and encodes 143 amino acids. The transcript is spliced from 3 exons. NCBI's taxonomy places the organism in Eukaryota, Viridiplantae, Streptophyta, Magnoliopsida, Solanales, Solanaceae. The record is from RefSeq and is a predicted model, not a curated record.
UAAGCGUACAAUUUUCAAAAAAGUUUCAAGUGUUUAAUUUUAAAAAGAAAGAGUACGUAUAAGAUCAAGGCGUAUAUAUAGAGGGAUGUCCAAUGUAUAUAUCUUUUAAUAAAUACAUGCUGCUACUUCAGCAGUUCCGUAAAAAUCAGUAUGGAAAGCUGCAAUUCUCUUGUGAAAGUUUUAGCAAUUCCGACAUCGAAAUGGAGUAGGUUGCGUUUGCUUAUCCAAGCAACCGGAAUCCUACGUGCCACUGGCCGAUCUCCAUUCGAGGAAACUGCAGCAGUUGAUUUGAUGUUGGACAAUGACAUGGACCUUCAAGAACAAAUUACCAGACCUUUUGUGAACCAUUCUGACCAGCAAGCAGGAGAUAAAGCUAGAAAUCCGAGACAGUCCUGGGUGAGGAUCCUUGCACUUGUUCGUUUCAUUGUCGUGGCCAAAUUAGCUACCAGACGACCUUCUACGACCAGCUAUGUCCAGGCAAGUAGCUAUUUUCUCAGUCCCAUAGACUGGUGCAUAAAUAUACACAUGGUCGGAAAUUACGCUGCAUGUAUAAUAUUUAUGCAUGCGUGUAAUAGAUAUUGA